CAGAGUUUCCUGUCCACCAUCUUUGUCCCUGGCAAAGUGGGUUUUGCGCAGUGGCUUAGACCUGGAGAAGGAGUCGUGACGUGCAGGAAACCAUUACAACACCCCUCGGGCCGUGCUCUCUGGCUGCCGCCGCCACCCCCGCCCUUGCCUCCGGUGCACAUUAAAGAUCCAAAACCAUGACUGACUCCAAGUACUUCACAACCAAUAAAAAAGGAGAAAUCUUUGAAUUAAAGGCUGAACUCAACAACGAAAAGAAAGAAAAGAGGAAGGAGGCUGUGAAGAAAGUGAUUGCUGCCAUGACUGUGGGGAAGGACGUUAGUUCUCUCUUUCCAGAUGUAGUGAACUGUAUGCAAACCGACAACUUAGAAUUAAAGAAGCUUGUUUAUCUCUAUUUGAUGAACUACGCCAAGAGUCAGCCAGACAUGGCCAUCAUGGCUGUCAACAGCUUUGUGAAGGACUGUGAAGAUCCCAAUCCUCUGAUUCGAGCCUUGGCAGUCAGGACCAUGGGGUGCAUCCGGGUGGACAAGAUUACAGAAUAUCUCUGUGAGCCUCUCCGCAAGUGCUUGAAGGAUGAAGAUCCCUAUGUUCGGAAAACAGCAGCAGUCUGUGUGGCAAAACUCCAUGAUAUCAAUGCCCAAAUGGUAGAAGAUCAGGGAUUUCUGGAUUCUCUGCGGGAUCUCAUAGCAGAUUCAAAUCCAAUGGUGGUGGCUAAUGCUGUAGCAGCAUUAUCUGAAAUCAGUGAAUCUCACCCAAACAGCAACCUACUCGAUCUGAACCCACAGAACAUUAACAAGCUGCUGACAGCCCUGAAUGAGUGCACUGAAUGGGGCCAGAUUUUCAUCUUGGACUGCCUGUCUAAUUACAACCCUAAAGAUGACCGGGAGGCUCAGAGCAUCUGUGAGCGUGUAACUCCCCGGCUAUCUCAUGCCAACUCAGCAGUGGUGCUUUCAGCGGUUAAAGUCCUAAUGAAGUUUCUAGAGUUGUUACCCAAGGACUCUGACUACUACAAUAUGCUGCUGAAGAAGUUGGCCCCUCCGCUUGUCACUUUGCUGUCUGGGGAGCCAGAGGUGCAGUACGUCGCCCUGAGGAAUAUCAAUCUAAUUGUCCAGAAAAGGCCUGAAAUCUUGAAGCAGGAAAUCAAAGUCUUCUUUGUGAAGUACAAUGAUCCCAUCUAUGUUAAACUAGAGAAAUUGGACAUCAUGAUUCGUUUAGCAUCCCAAGCCAACAUUGCUCAGGUUCUGGCGGAAUUAAAGGAAUACGCCACAGAGGUGGAUGUGGACUUUGUUCGCAAGGCUGUGAGGGCCAUUGGACGGUGUGCCAUCAAAGUGGAGCAAUCUGCAGAGCGCUGUGUGAGCACAUUGCUUGAUCUCAUCCAGACCAAAGUAAAUUAUGUGGUCCAAGAGGCAAUUGUUGUCAUCAGGGACAUCUUUCGCAAGUACCCCAACAAGUAUGAAAGUAUCAUUGCCACUCUGUGUGAGAACUUAGACUCUCUGGAUGAACCGGAUGCUCGAGCAGCUAUGAUUUGGAUUGUGGGAGAAUAUGCUGAGAGAAUUGACAAUGCAGAUGAGUUAUUAGAGAGCUUCCUGGAGGGUUUUCAUGAUGAAAGCACCCAGGUGCAGCUCACUCUGCUUACUGCCAUCGUGAAGCUGUUUCUCAAGAAACCAUCAGAAACACAGGAGCUGGUACAGCAAGUCUUGAGUUUGGCAACACAGGAUUCUGAUAAUCCUGACCUUCGAGACCGGGGCUAUAUUUAUUGGCGCCUUCUCUCAACGGACCCUGUCACAGCCAAAGAAGUAGUCUUGUCUGAGAAGCCACUGAUCUCCGAGGAGACAGAUCUUAUUGAGCCAACUCUGCUGGAUGAGCUCAUCUGCCACAUUGGAUCUUUGGCUUCAGUGUACCAUAAGCCUCCCAAUGCUUUUGUGGAAGGAAGUCAUGGAAUCCAUCGCAAACACUUGCCAAUACAUCAUGGGAGCACUGAUGCAGGUGACAGCCCUGUUGGCACCACCACUGCCACAAACCUGGAACAGCCUCAGGUUAUCCCCUCUCAAGGGGACCUUCUAGGAGACCUUUUAAACCUUGACCUUGGUCCCCCAGUCAAUGUGCCACAGGUGUCCUCCAUGCAGAUGGGAGCAGUGGAUCUCUUGGGAGGAGGACUAGAUAGUCUGCUUGGCAGUGACCUUGGCGGGGGCAUUGGAGGAAGUCCGGCAGUGGGACAAUCCUUCAUCCCCUCAUCAGUGCCUGCAACCUUUGCUCCUUCACCUACUCCUGCUGUGGUCAGCAGUGGUCUGAAUGACCUGUUUGAACUCUCCACGGGAAUAGGCAUGGCACCUGGUGGAUAUGUGGCUCCUAAGGCUGUCUGGUUGCCUGCAGUAAAAGCUAAAGGCUUGGAGAUUUCCGGAACUUUUACUCACCGCCAAGGGCACAUCUAUAUGGAAAUGAACUUCACCAACAAAGCUCUGCAGCACAUGACAGACUUUGCAAUCCAGUUUAACAAGAAUAGCUUUGGUGUCAUCCCCAGCACUCCUCUGGCCAUCCAUACACCACUGAUGCCAAACCAGAGCAUUGAUGUCUCGCUGCCUCUCAACACCUUGGGCCCAGUCAUGAAGAUGGAGCCUCUGAAUAACCUGCAGGUGGCUGUGAAAAACAAUAUUGAUGUCUUUUACUUCAGCUGCCUCAUCCCACUCAAUGUGCUUUUUGUAGAAGAUGGCAAAAUGGAGCGCCAGGUCUUCCUUGCCACGUGGAAGGAUAUUCCCAAUGAAAAUGAACUUCAGUUUCAGAUUAAGGAAUGUCAUUUAAAUGCUGACACUGUUUCCAGCAAAUUGCAAAACAACAAUGUUUAUACGAUUGCCAAGAGGAAUGUGGAGGGGCAGGACAUGCUGUACCAGUCCCUGAAGCUCACUAAUGGUAUUUGGAUUUUGGCUGAGCUACGUAUCCAGCCAGGAAACCCAAAUUAUACGGUGAGUCCUUUCUCCAGAUAGAUGAGAUGGGUUCGAGGAGGGAGGUAAGAGCCCUUUCAUUUUUUCUUAGCACCAUGGAAAGACCUGGAGGAGGCGCUUCAAACCCCAGAUAGCCAAAACAAGCAGUCGGUAAAGAAGUGCCGGUUACCUCCUUGGAAGAACUUCUGUAAGGAGCACUGCGGACUUCCCCGGGUGUGUGCUGCCUGACAUUUCUGUGCGUGUGGUGCUCUAACAAGCUGCUGAGAGGGUUGUCUCUAGGCCCAUUUCAAGAAGGCCGCCUUUCCUGCUUGUAGAGUUCAUGACCUAAGGCUCUCAGAGUCCUAGACACAUGAGCCUUUCUUUUUAGCAGCACCGUAUGCCCCAAAGACCCUGCUGAGAAAGGUGAGGCAAAACUGGGGCACACCUUUGGAAGACUGCAAGGGGGCUGUAGUUUGGAAAACUCCUUCAGGACCAUACCAGACUAAAAUUAAAAUCCUGGCACUAUUUUUAGAGCAGGAGUGAUUGCCUUGAACAACAAAGACUACACCGCAGGCACCGGACAUGUGUUUGCUGUUGCGAAGUGUGAUCUCCCAAUAGGAUGCUGCCUGUCAUCACCUGUUGUAAAAUAAAAGCCCUUGGGACGGGGACAAUAUCUUAUUCUUCCGUUAUCUUUGAAGCUUCUGUAGGCUGUUUUGAAGGGACGGAAGAGAAUACCAUUCAAUAUUGAAUAACUCUGAGGAAGCUGAACAGGAGACUUAAGGGGGCAUUUCAGCCAUUUAGCUGAGAAAAGCCUGUGACUGCAUUCCUUGAUUUUAACAGCCAAGUCUGUUUUCAUUAGCAUACAUCAAGGGAAUAGUACCACCCAGAACUGA
Molecule: messenger RNA, 3808 nt
Organism: Ailuropoda melanoleuca (giant panda)
Lineage: Eukaryota; Metazoa; Chordata; Mammalia; Carnivora; Ursidae
Gene: AP2B1
Product: adaptor related protein complex 2 subunit beta 1
Exons: 21
Coding region: 177-2978 (933 amino acids)
Biological process (GO): intracellular protein transport; vesicle-mediated transport
Cellular component (GO): clathrin adaptor complex; membrane coat
Molecular function (GO): clathrin binding
Source: RefSeq, a predicted model, not a curated record